Syzygium oleosum is the source of this 1905-nucleotide messenger RNA. Its product is annotated as probable pectinesterase/pectinesterase inhibitor 21. The coding region runs from base 8 to 1735 and encodes 575 amino acids. The transcript has 3 exons. The record is from RefSeq and is a predicted model, not a curated record. Gene Ontology annotation, molecular function: pectinesterase activity; pectinesterase inhibitor activity. Gene Ontology annotation, biological process: cell wall modification. NCBI's taxonomy places the organism in Eukaryota, Viridiplantae, Streptophyta, Magnoliopsida, Myrtales, Myrtaceae.
GGAAAGGAUGUCGAACGACGCGGCGAGAAAGAAGAAGGUCGCCAUCGCGGCGGCCAGCGCGUUGAUCCUGGUGGUCGCCGCCGUCGCGGUGGUCGCCGCCGUCACCAAGAGCUCUAGCGGGAGCGGGGACGCGCAGGGCGAGACGAAGCAGGUUUCCGCCACCAUGAAGGCCAUCCAGGCCAUGUGCCAGCCGACGGACUACAAGGAAGCGUGCGUCAAGAGCCUCGAGACCGCCGGGCCGAAUGUUACCGACCCUAAGGAGCUCAUCAAGGCGGGGUUCAACGUCGCCAUGAAGAAGAUCUCCGAGGCGGCCGAGAAAUCGGUCACGUUGAAGGAGCUCGCCAAGGAUCCUAGGACCUCGCAAGCCCUCGAGAACUGCAAGGAGCUGAUGGAGUACGCCAUUGACGACCUCCAGAACUCUUUCGACAAGCUAGGAGCCCUGGACAUGAGCAAGGUCGACGAGUUCUUGGCAGACUUGAAAACCUGGCUCAGCGCGUCCAUUACCUACCAGGAGACUUGCUUGGACGGGUUCGAGAACGCCACCGGCGACGCGGGCGAGAAGAUGAGGAAGGCCUUGAACUCCACCGCCGAGCUGACCAGCAACGGGCUCGCCAUGGUCACCGAGAUCUCCUCGGUCCUCACGAACCUGAACCUCAACUUCUUGAGCGGCAACCGCAAGCUCCUCCAGGAUACCGAGGUCGAGGUCCUCGGGCACGGCGAGUUCCCGCUGUGGAUGGACCCCGUCAAGCGGAGGUUGCUCCAGGCCAAGGUCGGGGCGGACCUCAAGCCGGACCUCGUCGUGGCCAAGGACGGGAGCGGCAAGUACAAGACCAUCACCGAGGCAUUGAAGGACAUCCCGUUGAAGAGCAACAACACGUUCGUGCUGUACAUCAAGGAGGGAGUCUACAGAGAGCAGGUGAUCUUCGACAAGAAGAUGACGCAUUUGGUGGUCAUCGGAGACGGACCGACCAAGACAAGGAUCGUCUAUAACAGCAACUACGUUGAUGGUGUCAACACCUUCAAAACCGCCACCGUUUCCGCCCUCGGGGACUACUUCUUCGCCAAGGACAUCGGGUUCGAGAACGACGCGGGCGCGAUCAAGCACCAGGCCGUGGCGUUGAGGGUCCAAUCCGACUUCUCCGUCUUCUACAACUGCCACAUGGACGGGUACCAGGACACCCUCUACACCCACGCCCACCGACAGUUCUACCGCGACUGCACCAUCACGGGCACCAUCGACUUCAUCUUCGGCGACGCCGGCGCCAUCUUCCAGAACUGCAAGAUGCUCGUCCGCAGGCCGUUGGAUAACCAGCAGUGCAUCGUCACCGCCCAAGGCCGGAAGGAGAGGCGCCAGCCCUCGGCCAUCAUCCUCCAGAACUGCACCAUCUCCGCCGACGCCUCUUACCUUCCCGUCAAGGACCAAUUCAGGUCCUUCCUCGGCCGCCCGUGGAAGCAGUACUCGAGGACCAUCAUCAUGCAAUCCUACAUCGACGACAUCAUCCAGCCCGAGGGCUGGCUGCCUUGGCUCGGAGACUUCGGCCUCAAUACCUGCUUCUACUCCGAGUUCGGCAACCGCGGGCCCGGAUCGAGCACGGCCGGCCGCGCCAAGUGGAGGGGCGUCAAGACCAUCACCGCGGAGCACGCCGCCGACUUCACCGCCGGGAGAUUCUUGCGCGGCAGCGCCUGGAUCCCGAAAUUCGGCGUCCCGUUUACCGCCGGAAUGGUGGCCGUCUAAACUGAAACUCUCCCUAAUCCUGCGGUUGUUCCAUAACUACAUAUUCUUGGGUCGUCAUUGGAGGUGUCUUGGUUUUUGGUUUUUCCUUCCUCGGGUGUAUCGGAAAUGAUCAAUGAUGUAAUAACUAUUACACAUGAUUCGAAGUAAUAUACUUCUCUUCCCGUGCCUCA